CGUACCAAACCACUCCCCAACAAUUUAAUGAGUCAAAAUCCAAAGCAAAACCAAUCGCCAUGAACACUUCUUUCCAGAUUGAUAACGGAAUCACGAAUUAAGUCUCGAGUUUGGUGUUUGAUCAUAACCUUCUCCAUCAAAAUGAACUUCCCAUCUCAAGGGAAGCGAAAUGAUUCCUAGCACCACUGCCUCAUCAUCAACUAUCGUUGUCGAUUAAAAAAGAACAUUUUCUACAGGUAAAACAUUCUGAGGAAUACGGUUUAUGAUCAUUAUCACAUAGAAGCCUUCCUUUGACAAUACACCAUUUGCUGGCCAAUAAUUUACCUAAUUAAGUUAUCUUCUCAAAAAUAAUACUCUCCUAUUUUCAUAUGCACUUCAAUGGCGUCUACCUAGGAUCCCGAAAAUCUAUUUACCUCCCUUUCAUAUAAAAUGGUUCAUCUUAGUGAGCUUUCUUGGGAUGAACUACUAGCUACUGAUAACCCGGAUUUGAUUUGGCCACAAGAUCACCAGACAGAGAAUGAGAUCAUACGCAGAUGCCCUGAAUUUGCCACAUUAUAUCAAAUAUUGAGUACCCACCUGUUUCUUCAGGCUUCAGAAUAUGGAUAUGUCGACAUUGUGAAGGUUUUAUUAGCUAAAGACGCAGGUCUAUGUCAUCUCUCGGAUCCAUUGGGCAGAAGUCCGCUUGACUAUGCAGCCAAGACUGGGAAAAUGGAGGUUAUUGAUAUACUACUUCAGACUAUGCAUACAUGCCAAAUAGAAGCCGAAACUGUAAAGUUGUUGGUGGAGAAUGCUCUCCUUAUUGCUAUUGCAGGGAAUCAGCGGGAGGCCUUUCGAGUGUUGGCGUACAAAUACAUGGAGGAUUGGGAUAGCAACAAGGUGGCAUCCAUUAAAACAACAAACAAGCUACUACUGCAAGCAAACGGUGGAGUACAAGAUCCGAGGAUGUCAGAGGUGGUUCAAAUUAUGGGUAUUCAAGAGUUAAAUAAACUACUCAUGGUUGCAUGUAAAGAAUAUUCCCUGAGGAGGCAAAAGGAACAAAAUGAUCUACGGGUGAAUGCUAAGGAGCUGGAGGGAUUGCUGAACAAAUACCCACUUCUCUUUGAAACAGUCAGUUCUCCAAGAUCGUGUCCGCUAGAGACACAGUUAUACCUAACUAUUUUGACAAAGGAAACUGAUGAUCUUGUUAAACACAUCAUGAGACGACGAAAACCCGAGCUUUUCGAACCCAGCUAUUACCCAUUGCAUGAAGCUUCCGGAUCUGGCUACAUUAAGACCGUAAGAUUGAUGCUAUCCCAAGUAAGUUGUACUUCUACUGCGUGUUCUCAGAAAUCCAAAAGCAGAGGAGACACUCCCCUUCAUCAUGCAGUAUCGAAUUUUGGCACAAAUGAAGUCAUUCGCAUAUUGCUGUCUACUUCUUGGGACUGUGUUGGAGCAGUGACAGAUGACAGGAGAAACCCAGCUCUCUUUCUUGCUGCGCGUUUGAAAAGAUACAGCCCCUUUAAGAUCUUGUUGGAGUAUCACAUCAUCAAGGAUGAGCUCUUGGACAACAAUAAUGUCAAUUACUGGAAAGGUGGAAAGUUUGUGUUGGAGAUAGCUGAUAGAUUCGUCCAUAUUGUGAAAGAGCUCUUAAGUCAAUCUGAUUGCAAGGUGUGUUUUGUAGAAUAUAAGGAUAAUGAGAACUGGAAGGGUUGCAUGGAAGCAGUCAUCAAUGGUAAACUUACAGACAACAUUUUGGAUGUAGUUCAAGAUGUGGAAAAAGAAAAAAAUGGUCCUUUAGUUCAUCUUUCUUAUUACAGAAAGUCCAUAACUUUGAAAGUCUUGCUGAGGCACCCUCGGAUUAGAGAGAUACUUGAAAUCCAAGGUCAAUAUGGAUACCCCAACUUAUUAAACACGCUAAGCAAGCCAGACUCCAGAAACACAAAUUUGAUGGGUCUACUAUUAACCUGGGAGUAUGAGAGGUAUCACCAAGCCAUACUGCUCGUGGAUGCUAUUCAAAUGGGAGAUUUCGAAGGCUAUAUGGAGUUACUUUCCCUAUAUCCAGACAUCCUUGACCGUGUAUCUGAAUUCCCUCUUGGGGGUACACCAUUACAUAUUUCUAUCAAGGCAGGAAAGGGGAAACUAACUACAUUCAUAAAAGAUAUCAUACGAACAAGGCCUGAUUUUGCACAUUGUCCAAAUCGGAAUGGAUUCACCCCACUUCAUGUUGCAUCAGCUAAAGAUUACCUGGACAUCGUAAAAGAGUUGAUUGCUCAAGUUGGGCCCCAUCUAUGUUUUCUUAACCGGUAUCCAAGUUCUUGGAGGAGUUGUGAUGAUCUUGAUGAUUCUACUGAUGAUGAUAAAGGGAGAAAAGAACAAGAAAUUCUUGAUUAUGAUGAAGAUAAUUCUCUUUUUAGUGAUGCUUGUUGUUUUGUUGUCAAAACUCCUUUGCAUUGUGCAAUCAAUAAUCAUCGGAUUUCUGUCAUUAAUGAAUUGCUCCCAAUUUGGUGGAACUCUAGUACUGGAAUGGCAUUAAAGGGAAGGGAUAUCUCUCUUUUGAGAAGUGUUUUAAGUCCUGGCGAAGGAGGUUAUUCUGAAGCAGGGACAAUGUUGAUAUUAAGGUAUAUUGAGGAUCAGCUUUUGUGCUCUGAGGAUUGGGAUACGAAUGCUGCAUCAGAGUUGAGCAGUGGGUACAUUCAAAUCAUGAAGCUUCUAGUAAACCCAAAUACUUCCUGUCAUCUGUCUCUUGUUUUUGUCGAUAAGACGGAAGAAGAUAAAAAUAUUAAUGGUGUUUAUAAUCACUGCUCUGCAGUCAUCGAAGUCAAAUGUGGUACUAUCAACCUGCUAAACGGAGAAAAUUAUAAUGUUUAUAAUAAGCUCACAACUUCUUAUCUCAAGUAUUUUCAGGAAGUGACCAGUACCCAAAGGAAAAGAAUUCUUAAUCUGUGGUUGGAUAAACAGAAGUCCAUAAUAAUAAUGGAGAUCUGGAUGAGAAGUCCUCUGUUUUACACCGAAGAUAAAGAUGGCAGAACCGUCAGAGACAGUCUGUGGAACUGCAAAGAGAAGGGGGGCGGCAAGGAUGAGUUUGGGAAUGUAAUUCCACUACAUAUUACGAUAUGGGAUGAUGAAAUUCAUAAUGGCGAUACAUCAUCUUCAGAAGAUGACAGUAUUGAUGGGAAUGAAGAAACAUCAGAAAAUGCAGAAGUCGAUGGAGUACAAAAUACAUCUGAAAAAUGUGUUUGUCCUGAAUCUUUUAGUGAAAUGCCUAGUGAUCAAGUACAGUUGCCUGAUGCAGAGGAAGAUAAUAACAGAGAGGUACAUGAACAAGAUCUACCUGGCGUAAAUGUUUCUGAUAAUCCAAUUGGCGUCAAUUCUACUAUGAAUGAUCAAAGAUUAUUCUUAAAUUCCGGUCAAAUGUUUGAAUCUGCAAGCAAAUGUCGGCAUGCUAUCAAAACUGCGUCCAUAUUAGCCAAAAAGGUAGUUGGGUUCGAGAAAUCUACCAGGACCAGAAUCUUUGCUAUGUGCUACUACAAUAAAAGCUGUCAAUGGAGCCUAUCUGCAAAUGUUGAGGGAGAUGGUAAAAGUUUUAAAGUGCGUAAAAUGGUAAGCAAGCAUACAUGCCCUUGUUUGGAUGACUCUAAAAAUAAAUUGGCAACUCCUGAAUGGAUAAGUGAUUGUGUAGUCGAUUACAUAUGGCCUGACAAGAAUGCAUUUUUCAAACUGAAUGAAAUGAGAAUUGUAUCGUUUAUUAAGGACAAUUACCAAAUAGAUAUAGAGGCUACGCCUGCUUCAAAGGCAAAGAAACUUGCUAUAGAGAAAAUACAUCAUUUACAACUCCAGGAUUACAUUGCCAGAGUCUUGCAACCGAAUCCAGACAGCAUUGCAUCCUUAACUUCUAAAAAUGAUAGGGAGUUUGAAGGUUUGUUUAUCUCAUAUAAGGCAUGCAUGAAUGGUUUCUUAAGGGGUUGCUUGCCACUUGUGUUCUUCGAGAAAAUUCCUACAGAAAAAGGAGACGGAGGUAACAACCUGCUUGCAGCAAUUGGUGUAGAUGGGAACAAAAACAUGUUCCCAUUUGCAUUUGCACUCCUGAACAAGAAAACUGAGUUGAAAGAUGCAUGGGAACUCUUUUUUGAUCAUUUAGAUUAUAUUGUUAAACAUCCUGGAUUUAAGCAGAUGAAUAUUAUAUCAAACCCUUCAUAUGAGUUAACUGAAGCUAUUGAAGGUAAGUUUCCUAGAGCAGUGCAGGGACCUUUUGCCUGGCAUUUGUCUCUAGAGAUGCAAAACAAAUUUGGAAGCAAUAUAGACAUGUGUUGUCAGCAGAUUGCUAUGGCUUUAACCACAGAAGAAUACAAUAAAGCCUUUGCAGAUCUGAAGUUUGGAAAUGAAGAAGCAGCUGAAUGGCUAGUAGAAAACCUCCCGAGAAAUUGGGUUACUUCAAAAUUUCUCCCAGCAAGGAUCUCACCCCUUCCAGCUAUGCUGGAGCAAAUAAGUAUUUGUUUGAGGCGGAUGUUCGAUGAAAGAAGAGAUAAAUCCACGAUCAACUCACCAAGUUGUCUGACUCAAUAUGCCGAUGAGAGGAUUAAGGCAGCUGAUGAAGCCUCUAGAACUCAUACUGUGCUCCCGCCAAAACAUUCGAUCUAUGAGGUUCAAGAUAGCAAUAACAAUAUGAAUUAUGAUAUAGAUCUUCUAAAAAAGAGUUGCACGUGUUUGCACUGGCAAAAGAUGGGGAUCCCGUGUUCCCAUGCAAUUGCCACAAUCAAGAAAGUGCAGAAAGACACACCUAUUUCCGAGUAUUGUGAUGGCUAUUAUUCCAUACAAAGUUAUCGAAUGGCUUACGAAGAUACAAUCGAACCGGUUAAGGUGUUACAUAUGCCAUAUAUCCCACCAAAGAAAAGAACAAAAAAAAUCAGUGAUACUUCAGGAGAAAGCAGGAGAAAGAAAUCUAGGGAAACAUGACUACGCGCUUCAUUGAUAUGUCCAUAAGAUAUCAUGACAUUCAUGUGAGCCUAGUAAGAUUCCAUCAUUAUUCUUGAGAAAAUUCAGUUUGCUAAUCUGGAUGAUAAACUGCUGGUGUCUGCUAAAUACUUAGUUCGCUCAGGAGUAAGAUUGUGCUUGUUUAUGAUUUUUCAGAUAAAUAACUUAUUUUUGAAUUUUGCUUCUACUAGAGUUUUUCUAAAA
Messenger RNA from Papaver somniferum (opium poppy), 5154 nucleotides. RefSeq lists its product as uncharacterized. The transcript is spliced from 7 exons. The record is from RefSeq and is a predicted model, not a curated record. Bases 430 to 4932 code for a protein of 1500 amino acids. NCBI's taxonomy places the organism in Eukaryota, Viridiplantae, Streptophyta, Magnoliopsida, Ranunculales, Papaveraceae. Gene Ontology annotation, molecular function: protein binding; zinc ion binding.